AUGGCUUCCUCGGACGACAAAUGCAUGCUGCACAGAGGCAGGUCUCAAAGUGACCCGAACAUCCUCAGCGAGUCGGGCAUCGAUUCCACACACAGUGCAGAUGUGAUGGAGCAGCAGAGGGUGGUGCGCUCCAGCUGCCUGGUGAGCAGUGUGCACACUCCUCCCAUCCGCCGUCACAGCAAGCUGGCUACGCUGGGGCGUCUCUUCCGGCCUUGGAAGUGGAGGAAAAAGAAGAACGAGAAGAUGAAGCAGAGCUCCACAGAUGUGGCCUUGGCCAGUGGCCUCCACUCUCUGAAUAUCAGCUCUCCCAUUCAGAGUGUUUCGGAUGCGGAGCUCCGGUUACCUGGCUCACAUGGGCCUAUUCUCAGCAUCAGCAGCAUGGAGUAUCUCAGCUCAGAACAUGAGCACCUGCCUACUGUCCCUGAUUCCAUAGAAGACGGUGCAUCAAUAGAAGAGCCUAACAAUACUGAUGAGGAGGAAGAGGAAGAUGAGGAAGAGCUCAGUCCUGUAGAUAAUGAUGAGUGCAGAGAUGCUAAUAUAGAGGAAAUCGAGGAAGAUGAAGACGAAGUGCCUAAACGACAGUCUCCUCUGAGUAAUCAUUGCAGUCAGGUCGCUCAGCUUAACAAUGAGGAAGACCCUGCUAGCUUCACUCUCACAGCAGUGCCUCAGCCCAACACAUUUCUCCCUAAAGAGGUGCCCAGGGUACCAGAAGGUCCUAGUCCUGUUCUUCUCCGAGGGCCUUUUUCCAAUGCAGUGAGUUCACCUCAUAUAGGAACCCUGCAUCCUCCUUUGCCCCCUAGCAGUAUCAUUGAGGAACUACACCGUGCCCUGGCAACUAAGCUUCGGCAAGAUAGUACGGAUCGAGAGCCAAGUGGGGAGGUAGAAAUAAGGAAGGAAGCAGAGGAGAAUAAAGAGAACAUGAGACAAAGCAACUGCUUCACUGAUGCCUCAGGAAUCAUAUAUGACAUCGACAGCUGGAACGAAUCUGUCAUUUCUGGUACAUUGCCACGGCGAAUGAGAAAGGAGCUGCUGGCUGUGAAGUUGCGGAAUCGGCCCAGCAAACAGGAACUGGAAGACAGGAACAUCUUCCCUGUGCGCAGUGACCAGGAGAGACAAGAAAUUCGCCAGCAGAUUGAAAUGAAGCUCGCCAAGAGACUCAGUCAACGGCCGGCCGUUGAGGAGCUUGAGAGCCGAAAUAUCUUAAAACAGCGUAAUGACCAGACAGAGCAAGAGGAGAGGAGAGAAAUAAAACAGAGACUAAACAGAAAGCUGAAUCAGCGGCCCACAGUCGAUGAACUGAGGGAGAGAAAGAUCCUGAUUCGUUUUAGUGACUAUGUAGAGGUUGCAAAAGCCCAGGAUUAUGACAGAAGAGCGGACAAACCCUGGACUAGACUGUCUGCAGCUGACAAGGCUGCCAUCCGGAAAGAGCUGAAUGAGUUCAAAAGCACUGAGAUGGAGGUACAUGCAUCAAGCAAGCACCUAACAAGGUUUCACAGGCCGUAGAAGCGGAUUUUCUUCUGUGAAGAAAGUUAAAAUAGACGUACUGUGGCGAAAUCCUGGAGAUGACGUCAUCCAUGGGAAGUUCUUAUCUUUACAGCUUUCCUGGUCUUGGGUGCAGUGAAUAAAAUAAGCUCCAAAACAGGGGCACAGCACCCUGAGGAGAGAACAGCGGAUGUGGACCUCCGCUCUGUGGCUGGAGAAGAGGGGCCAUUAUGAAAGGAUUUGUGAUGUUAAAACUGAGUUUUUAAAUAACUGCUGAAAGAAAUCAACUCUGAGUGAAAGUUUGUGUGCAUGCAAGAUCCACUUUAAUGGAAAGAAGAAAAAAAGUCACUUGAGGGGCAUAAGCCUAUUAAUUAAAGUGUUUCAUAUGAAAUGUACAAAAUGCAGUCUGUUCAAACAACAGAGUGGUUAAUAUCUUUAUUUGAAGAAAAAAGAGAGAAAAAGACUUUUACGCAAUCUGACUUCAGAAAAGUGCUUUGUCUUAUUGUCAGUUAUGAGUGUCCAGUGCCCCGGACUUUCACCUUACAUGGUGUAGUACUGAUCAAGCAGACGGUUUUGUUUUAAUGGUGGUAAGCAACCCAAACAAAGUUACAUGUGCCAAUACGUUAAUCUUAAUUAAUCUUUUCCUGAAUUCAUAUAAGGUGUCCAACCUUCUCUAAAACUCUAAAGGGUUUGUUUAUUUUUCCCUGUGGAGGAGCCCUUAGGUUAUACAUAGAACCCUGUGACAGACUUUACAAAAGGCUUCAGACAUAAACGCUUUAGAAAACAAGACCCAUUUUCUAUCCAGUGAACUCUUGAAGAACAUGUCGUAGUCUAAACUGUCAGGACAUAAACUCAGAGUUUAUAGACCCAGAAAUCCAUCAAUUUACACACAACCUAUGAACUCAUCAUCCGUACUGCAGUGUUGUAGUAAUAACGACAUUAGAUAUUGAUUCAAAUUAAUAAGCUGGAGAUUGCACCAAAGGCACUGGCUUAAACAUUUUGAUCUGUAGUGAAAAAAGACAAGAUUCCUGUUAUGCAUUACUGCUGUGAAUAUACGUUUUUGUUGUUUUAUUUAG
Molecule: messenger RNA, 2558 nt
Organism: Tachysurus vachellii
Lineage: Eukaryota; Metazoa; Chordata; Actinopteri; Siluriformes; Bagridae
Gene: phactr3a
Product: phosphatase and actin regulator 3a
Exons: 12
Coding region: 1-1503 (500 amino acids)
Biological process (GO): actin cytoskeleton organization
Molecular function (GO): actin binding
Source: RefSeq, a predicted model, not a curated record